Messenger RNA from Heteronotia binoei (common prickly gecko), 2455 nucleotides. RefSeq names its product ceramide synthase 5 (gene CERS5). The record is from RefSeq and is a predicted model, not a curated record. Gene Ontology annotation, cellular component: membrane. Gene Ontology annotation, biological process: ceramide biosynthetic process. The coding region runs from base 223 to 1392 and encodes 389 amino acids. NCBI's taxonomy places the organism in Eukaryota, Metazoa, Chordata, Lepidosauria, Squamata, Gekkonidae. Gene Ontology annotation, molecular function: DNA binding; sphingosine N-acyltransferase activity. The transcript is spliced from 10 exons.
AACGGUUUCCGAAGAAACCAAGAAGCGAGAGUUCGUGGGCGUGUCUUCUCCGCGCAUAUGGGCGUGGGUUCAGGCCUUGCCCUCCCGCCAGCUAUCUCCGCCCCCUUUUUCCCGGCGGCAGCGGUGGCUGCUACUUAUCUCCUGGUGUGGAGGCUGAAGAAGUCAGCAGCAGUAGUAGCAGCAGCAGCGGCGGCGGCGGCCCGGUAGGGCGGGGGGUGGAAGAUGGCGGCGGCAAUAGCAACGGCGGGUGCCCUGUUGUGGGGCUGGUUGUGGAACGAGCGCUUCUGGUUGCCCGCCAACGUGACUUGGGCCGACUUGGAGCGAGGAAGUGCCGGCGACGAAGAGGGGUAUCCCCGCGCCGCCCACGUUCUGGGCGCCUUCCCGUUGGCAGUCGGCGUCUUCGCCUUGCGGCGGGUCUUUGAGAGAUUUAUUGCCAAACCAUGUGCCAUUCAUUUUGGUAUUCAAGACGAGCUUCACAAAGUUCAGCCCAAUGCAAUUCUAGAAAAGGUGUUUACGUCUGUCACAAAGUGUCCGGAUGCAAGAAGGUUAGAGGGUUUGUCAAAACAGCUAGAUUGGGAUGUCCGAAAAAUCCAGCGCUGGUUUCGUCAUCGAAGGAACCAGGAUAAACCAUCCGUCCUCGCAAAAUUCUGUGAGAGCAUGUGGAGGUUUACAUUUUAUAUAAUUAUAUUUUUCUACGGGCUCAGGUUUCUCUGGUCGUCACCCUGGUUUUGGGAUACACGACAAUGCUGGUACAACUACCCUUUUCAGCCUAUAGUUUCUGGCCUUUACUACUAUUAUAUCAUAGAGUUGGCCUUUUACUGGUCACUUAUGUUUUCGCAGUUUACAGAUAUUAAGCGAAAGGAUUUCCUAAUUAUGUUUGUUCACCAUUUGGCUACAAUUGGACUUAUUACCUUCUCUUACAUUAACAACAUGGUACGGGUAGGAAGCUUGGUCAUGUGCCUUCAUGAUGCAGCAGAUAUCUGGUUAGAAGUAGCAAAACUGGCCAAUUAUGCCAAGUAUCAGCGGUUUUGUGAUUCGACCUUCAUACUAUUUAGUGCUGUCUUUAUUUUUACUCGUUUGGGGAUUUAUCCUGUCUGGAUACUUAAUACAACAUUGUUUGAAAGCUGGGAACUGAUUGGCCCUUACCCAUCAUGGUGGCUGUUCAAUGGACUUCUUGUAACCUUACAAGUUCUACAUGUUAUCUGGUCUUAUUUCAUCCUCCGCAUUGCCUACAAGGCCCUGGCACGAGGAAAGGUAUCAAAAGAUGAUCGCAGUGACGUGGAGAGUAGCUCUGAUGAGGAAGAUGCAACUUCAAACUGUAGAAAAGGAACUCAUAGCACUUCAAGCAAUGGCGCCAAUCGGAUUAAUGGUCACAUAAGUAGUGGCCAGUAGGCAAGCAAGGAAUAAGGCUGGAGGCAGGGGAAGCCUCCAGAAAAUAGAGACUUGUGUUCAAAUUUCUAGGUAUGCUGAACUCUACAUUCUAAAGAAGUCUUUAAUCAAGCUGCCCCUUCAUCCUCAACUCCUCCACCAAACCUAAAACUGGCUCAGGCACAGCCAAUUUUGCACAGAAGGGAUCAAGCUGAUUUUUAGUGCAAAACUUAUUUCCAGUUUCCCUUUUUAAAGACAAUAAGUCAUUUUGUAUUUAAUAGUAUCCCAACUUAAAUAUUAUUUGUCGAAGUGUGUGUACGUGUGUGUGUAUGUGUAUGUGUGACAGACUGUGGGUUUGUUUUGGUUUUUUGAUCAACUCAAGUUUUGAGGGAAAUGUUUGGAGUGGGCCUGUGAAGGCUUUGAUUUCUGGCAGUUUCUGUCUGCUGCUUCUUGAAUGCACUCUAUAUAAUCUUUUGACAGUGUGAUCUAGUCUAAUUUUACAGCACCAGAGGCAAAAGUUGUGUCCUGUUUAGGCUGUUCUGUGGUUGUGAUAGAGCCAGGUGAACUCAAUGAUUCAUUAAUAAUCAUUGGGCUGUGAUGUGCUAAGUUAUGUCUGCCUGUUUUGGGGGUGGGAGCUGGAUCAAGCUCGCAGUAGUUACUUUUAAAAAGUAGCAUCCACAAAGUCUUCAUUGUGGUUGCCUGAAAUUGCCACCUUUCCCUACAAAUCCUGUGGAUGUGAAGGCACAUAGGAGCUACAACAGCAGUUUAUAGAUCUCUGUGCUGGGAUAGCAGGCAUGGAUGAUCUGGAAUCCAUUGCUGCCUUCUCCAUGGAGGCAAAUUGUAAAGUCACAUAUAUUUUCAGAAGAAAAAAAAACCCUGUGUCCUGCAUUUGCUUCAGUGAAAUGCCGCUGGGAUGGAGAGGUUGAUAUACAAGGGCUCUGUGUCCCCUCCCCCACGCACUCCCUUUUUUACUGUAAGGUACUUCAGGGGAGAUGGAAGACAGAAAUAGUAUCCAGGACUUUGAAAAUCUCUUGAGUUAUUUUAUACUAUUGUUUACUCUGUGAUUAAAAAACCUGCUUAAAGAACA